Prunus armeniaca (apricot) is the source of this 540-nucleotide messenger RNA. NCBI's taxonomy places the organism in Eukaryota, Viridiplantae, Streptophyta, Magnoliopsida, Rosales, Rosaceae. The record is from the annotation of a GenBank genome assembly.
AUGAGCUGGAGUAGUGUAGCUCCGCUUCUAUCUGUAACUCCUUCAAAACUUGACUCAUCCUCUUCCUUCCUGCCUUCUUCUUCCUCUUCGGUUUCAAGUGUUAGGGUUUCGUUAAGCUUGUCAUGGAGAUUUAGACCAACUAGUAGCAGAUACCUUUCUUCAUCUUCGUCAUCUUUGUCGUUAAGAAAGCAAAUAUGCAGAGCAGCAGCAGAAUACAAAUUUCCCGACCCAAUUCCAGAAUUUGCUGAUGAGGAGACAGAAAAGUUUAGGACCCAUCUCCUGAAUAAGCUUUCCAAGAAAGAUUUGUAUGAAGACUCUGUUGAAGAGGUCGUUGGGAUCUGCACUGAGAUAUUUAGUACUUUCUUGCACACCGAGUAUGGUGGUCCUGGGACACUCUUGGUAGUUCCUUUCAUUGAUAUGGCUGAUACUCUGAAUGAGCGUGGAUUACCUGGUGGACAGCAAGCUGCGCGUGCAGCAAUCAAAUGGGCACAAAAUCAUGUUGACAAGGACUGGAAUGAAUGGACUGGUGACGAAAAUUAA